UGUGUUAUUGUAGCGUUUAUUGAGUUAUUGCCUGGCAUCACCCUACACACCUCUCUAAAUUUCAUUAACCUGGCCUGCUUGCAGGAUUAGAUGUUGACUUGUUGCAGCUGUUUGCAUACUGCACUUAGCAGUUCACUUCAGGAAAUAGUAAUGUGUGCCGGAGAGAACCGAUGCAGUCACAUGAUAAAGUCAAACUGUGCCUCAGAGAGCAACCAGAUUCACUCAGAGCCUCAUGUCGACAGAAGACCCAGGAAGAAUAUAACAUGAUUAAUAAAAUGCACACGAUACUCUUUCUUUUUCUUCAUGAAGUCUAUGAACAUAACUGCAAUGUAGCUCGUGUGGAUCAGGUUUUAACAGUAAAAGAGGGAGGCAAUGUAUUGUUGCCUUGUCUUAUUUUAAAUGAUAAUAUACACCGAGCACUGUGGUGUAAACAGGUUCUUGGAGAGAAACCUGUCCUAAUAGUGUCAUCGUAUCAUCACUCUCAACCGAAUGAAUUUUCUCCUGACUUUGAAAAAAAUCGUUUCCAUGCAGUGCGAAAAUAUGAUAGCUUUAACUUAACCAUCCUGAGGACCUCGAAAUCUGAUUCAGGCACAUAUUUCUGCGGCAGUGCUUUUGCUAAUAUUAUUUCCUUUAGCACUGGAACUGUUUUGCUGGUCAAAGGUGCCUACAUCAAACCCGCUGUUGUUCAACAGCCUGCGCUUGGUGUUAUGAAGCCAGGAAGCAAUGUGACUCUGCAGUGCACAGUAGAGACGAAGAUGUGUGAGAAAGGAGUACAACUAGUCUACUGGUAUAGACGCAGUUUGGACACAAUCCAUCCAGGAAUGGUUUAUAUUCAUGGAGACAUGAAAAAUGAGUGUGGGAAGAACUCUGUAGCCUCCUUUGAUACACAGAGCUGUCUGUACAACCUGCCCAGGACGAAUGUUGGUUUGUCUGAUGCUGGACUGUACUACUGUGCGGUGGUAACAUGUGAUGAAGUUUUAUUUGGAAACGGCACAACAUUGGUCAUUGAAAAUGAAUUUAACAGUGAGAGAAAGCAGUAUUUUAUUUUAAUUGGACUUGCAGUGCUGUGUACAGUCAGUUUUACAGUCAAUAUUUUACUUUUUAUACCAUUGAGAAAAAAAGAAAGAACGACUCUUCAAAUCCAGACCACUAAUGACACAACAACAACAGUUCAGUAUCGCAACACUGAUGCCAUUAACUGUGCUGCCCUGAACCUUUCCACAAAAAGAGGUCAGAGAAGAAGGACCUUGCAGGGGACAACAUGCUCUGUGCCGAUGUUGCGAGACAACAUUUGAAACGUAUUGCCGCUGACCGUCAAAACAUACUGUAAUAUUCCAUAGUAAGAGUAAGAUAACAUCUACCUAUGCACGUCUGUGAUUAUUACGCUGUGUGUUAAAGGUGUUAACGUGAACACUUCUGGCAGACGACGCGCAAAUUUCUAUAAAAUUUCUAUAAAACCAUAACCACAUCCUGUAAGGGCCUAACUAGAUGUGAAAGUACUGCAUUCAUCACUUGUAUAAACCUUGGCCUUGGUAUAACUUUGGCUAAUUAGAUUUAGGUCAGCCUUCUAAUUUGGUAAUUCAUCUCUAACACAAUCGUUACUAGUGUUAAGAAUACAGUAAAACAAAUAUCGAACAUAAUAUUUAAACAUACUUUUUAAAAAAGCAGGGCGGGACUUGAUUUGGUGACACUGUUUAUCUUUUCUUCAAAAUAACAUGCACUGAUUUUGAAUUAAAAUCUUGCAUUACAA
Puntigrus tetrazona (Sumatra barb) is the source of this 1750-nucleotide messenger RNA. RefSeq lists its product as uncharacterized. Gene Ontology annotation, biological process: response to bacterium. The record is from RefSeq and is a predicted model, not a curated record. The coding region runs from base 171 to 1295 and encodes 374 amino acids. NCBI's taxonomy places the organism in Eukaryota, Metazoa, Chordata, Actinopteri, Cypriniformes, Cyprinidae. The transcript has 6 exons.